GAGAAAGGAUCAGUUGAUAGUUGGCGCUGACGAGACCAGCCGUUCCAAUCUACGAACGAUUUCGUUUCCAGUGCACGUAUAUUGUGUCAAAAUGUCAAUUAAAGUGCUACUUACUCUAUUUCUGGCGUUCCUAGCUCUGGCCAACGGUGCUAACAUAUUGGAUUUCUUGGAUUUCGAGGAUGGCAAGAAAUUGAUAGAGAUACCGGAACUGCGAAAUGAUCAGCCAAAUAGAAAUUGCAUGUGUAAAGGUCCGGCUUGCGUGUGCUGUGUUGAUUUUAAUAUAACCAUCGUUGAUCUUGGAGGUCCAGGUUGUGUCCAUAUGAAGUAUGAUUCACCAGAGGAAGGUUUUUCUGUAAACGUUUCCUAUGGCAAGAACCUUAUACACAGCUCUAAAUUGCAAGGCGCAAAUCCAGCACCCAUAUGUUUAGAAGUUUUCGGAAAGUUUGCACAGGUUUGCGCUAAAUUUAAUGACCUCGCCCCAACUUCUGAUGGUCUCAGAGGUUGUCUAGAAUUAGAACCAAGACUGCUUGGAGAAGCCCAGUUGGACUUUCCUAUUGGUUGCUUUAAAUCAACUCCCGGUGGAAUGGAAAUGGAAGAUCCUCCAGAGGAGACUGAAGAGACAACUGAAGAAACUACAGCAGAAGAAAACAAUGGUUUUGACGCUGAAUCAUUUUUGAUGAAUGUUUUUCAAACAGCAGAGCAAGGAGUAGCGUUUUUAAGUAGCCUUUUAGAUUUCCCGUCAAAGAGAAAUGAAACGACUACUAUCAAACCUAUUACUAGCACCGUACAAGAGACUGAAAAUUCCCAAAGGAGAGCUCCAAAGAAUUUGAGGCAUCCAAAUCAAUUGUGAUAAUUUUAAGUGUAACUAAACUUAUGUACAAAAUCGUAUUUCCUAGAAUAGUUCAGCUUGCCAAUGUUUAUGCACUGUACUGUAAAAUCCUAUUUAUUGCUUUAAAGUCCUAAUAUUCUUUAUCAUAAUUUAAUUAUUUUUAAUAAAUUUCUACAAAAUAAAACAUAAGACCCUGAAACUAAUUUUAUUAAUUGUGAAAUAUAUACUGAAUAAAACAAAAUAAAACCAUUAAA
This is a messenger RNA of Danaus plexippus (monarch butterfly), 1083 nucleotides long. RefSeq lists its product as uncharacterized. NCBI's taxonomy places the organism in Eukaryota, Metazoa, Arthropoda, Insecta, Lepidoptera, Nymphalidae. The record is from RefSeq and is a predicted model, not a curated record. The coding region runs from base 92 to 850 and encodes 252 amino acids. The transcript has 5 exons.